Molecule: messenger RNA, 2126 nt
Organism: Exaiptasia diaphana
Lineage: Eukaryota; Metazoa; Cnidaria; Anthozoa; Actiniaria; Aiptasiidae
Product: transmembrane protein 170A
Exons: 3
Coding region: 187-522 (111 amino acids)
Source: RefSeq, a predicted model, not a curated record
ACUCAGACUGAGCACUGUUCAAUGGCGAAAAGAUAGAACAAGAAUCAUCACUUUGAGUUUUACGUGCUCCUCUAUGAUUAUAUCAUAGAAAUGUUGAUCUGUCCCAUUAGAUAACACGUUAGGGGAAUAGUUUAUUAAUUUUCUCUGAGAUCAAAACCCGACUGGAAGAGCAAUGCUUCUUACAACAUGGACGCCAAACAACAGCUCAUAUCGUUUUAUGGAAUGUGGUAUCAGAUAGUUUUAUGGUGCCUGGCUGCUUCAGUGUUUAUCCACUGUAUAGCUGCUUGUGUGGCUUGUAGAGCACUUCGUAGGCAUCCAAGAGGAAGAUUUUUCCCUCUAGUUAUAAUAUUUAUUGGUUUUUUAUACCCAAUCACUGGAGGAGUUGUUACAAGUGCAACUAUAGCAGCUGUUUAUAGGGCAGCAAAGUUUCCAAUGACACUUUAUUCGGCUUUUUUAUGGGGAGCAGGACAAUCAUUUAUUGGAUUCUUGAUAUCAUAUUCAAGAAUACUUGCAACAUUAUGAUACAGAUAUACCAAUAUCAUUGGACAGUUAACUUCAYGAUGUGAUAUAUGACAUCAUGAGAAGUGGAAUUCAACUGAAGUUUAAAUUUAUACUUAUAAAAAGACUGAUUAAUGUGAUUUAUCRAUGAAAAUAAUCAAAGAACAAAGAAAGCUGGAUUUCUUAAUUAUGACAAUAAAUUCAAAUGGAGUACCAUUGCAAACCAAGAGAAUGAACCAUUGCAAUAAUAUCUAUUGCAUUUUAAAUGUCAUUCAACAAAAUAAUCUUGUGACAGCAAUGUUGUGUGAUGCAGUAUUCACRUUGCCCUAGCAAGAUUCGCUCAAUAAAUGAAUGCAAUGAAACUUACUCUGGGACAAAGAGAUYAAUAUUAACUUUUACUACAGUUAAUUGUGAUGACAAGAUGCAAGUUACACAUGGAUACAAUGAGCAGAUUAUUUUAGAAGAAAUGCUCUACUGAUAGGAUUCCAUAAGCAAGCAUAUUAUCAAAACAAACUGCAAUUUCCAUGCACAUCMUUGUCUUGGUCAUAACGAACAGAGCAUUGAACAAGAAGUAUGCUGGUGACAGAGCUUCAAUUAAUACCGAAUGUGUUAUACUGUCUUAUUCACAAUGUGGAGUCAAGCAUCUACUUUCUAAUUAUUUAAAAGUACAAAAGUGAACAUGAAUUAAUCAAAUCUGCUUAUUAGUGAAGAACAAUCAGUAAUUAUGGUUAUUAUUGCAAAAAAAAUAAGUAAAUGUAGUGGAUACAAAAAAUGUUGAUGUUUGGCAAUGAAAUUUGUCACAUACUGCAAUGUUUCUCGACAGGUGGCUAAACURAGAAACAKUGAGGAUUCAUGUUGUAGUUGACAAUGCAKUAUCACUGUAUUCUGGUUAAGCCAGGACUUCAUGCUCAAAAGAGCAUACCAUAAAAUUUAGAGUUGCAUAAUUCCACCUAGUCAUACUAGUCAUAACUCAGUCCUCCAUUCCUUGAUCUGUAUGUAUUGGAAGGCAAAGCAAAAGAUAAUGAUAUUUGAACUGAAAUAAUUGCCAAAAUAAAAUGGUUAUUUGAAUAGGCAAUGUGCAGGGACCCCAUUUUCAGCAACAAAACAUGAAAUAGUCCUCACACUUAGUUAUGUGUGAUAAAACAGUCUAACUAGGCCAUAUUUUCGAAAACAAUAGAAGUGACUGUGAUCUUUCUACAAAAUAAAACAGUAAAACAGACAAAUAUAAUUCCCUUAAUCUUUUGUACUACAAAMUGGACUCUCUGCUUAUUGCCUAUCCUGUGGUAGCUGUUAAAAGAGUUGUAUGAGUUCACCAAAGCCAUUGUCAAUUCACCUCAUUUCUAGUGAGGAAACACAAUCAGAUAGCAAAAAAUGUGAACUAAAAAUGAUUUUAGAUGCAUGUAGAUACUUUCUGCUAGUGAGAGGAAGGCAGCAGUCGAUCCAUUGGCUACGGGAGACCCUAGUCACUAGCAGCGAAGUGUAAAUGUUCAAGUGAAAACUUUUCUAAAUAUAGCCAUUGUAAAUCUUUGUUAAAAUUUCUUAUAAAAAUUGAUUCAUGGAUUAACCUUUUGUACAUAGUAAGUUCAGCACUAAACUAAUGAUGAUAAUAAAAAUAUGUAAAAAUGCAA